AAUACUAACAAAGACUAAGUGCAUGGCUUGUAAACAACAUAUAAAACUAAAGAAAGAUAAAAAAUUAAUAAAUAAUAAUAAUUCAUUUUUUUAAAAAAACUUCGGACUUUGACUCAGGAAGGCGUCCAUAGUUGCCAUCUAGACACGUUAGCUGUGUAUCCGACAAAAGAGGCCUCCGGAGGGCGUUGUCUUCGAAAUGAGAAAGUUGUUAAGCUACUCAUUUCCACAAGUAAAAAGUUUCGAGUCCUGUCCCGAAAUAGAGUGGGAUUCCCCUAGAGCUACAUCCAGUUGAAAACAUUAACUGAGAAAACUAAACAACAACAAUAAUAUAGAUAUAUUUUACUAAUAUGGCUUGCGAAGUCUCGCAGGAUGAUCAGAUUGGAGAAGCACUCCUCAUCAGGGUGGUAAGACAUGAGGUGAUGAGCGUGGCAGCCGAAGGAAAUGCAGCCCCACCAGCCCUUCCAGAAGAUCAACCAAUAAGCAACAGCCAGGACCAGAUGCUUGUUCAACAGUUGGCGGAGACCAUUAAAGUGAUUGGUGAUAGGCUCGAUCAGGAUAAAACAUUUAAUGACAUGAUUGAUGGCUUAGUAAAAGUGGCUGAUAAAAGCAGUUUCUGGAAACUUGUGGAAAAGGUUUUCACAGAUGGCCAGAUCAACUGGGGGAGAAUUAUAGUGCUGUUCUAUUCAGUUGGAAAGCUGUCUGCAAAGAUGGUCCUCGCACGCUUACCCAGAAUUGUCUCAGAUAUUCUGACCUUAUGUCUGGAUUACUUUAGGAGAAAUCUGUUGGAAUGGAUUCGCAAAGUGGGAGGAUGGAUGCACAGUAUCCCUGCACUGGCCUGUUUCUCCUUUGAGCAAUUUUCUGGUUCUUCACUAAGAAAAUAUUUUCCCUAUUUUGGAGCCAUGUUUUCCUUCACCUGUGGCUUAUUGUUAGGUGGCUUCAUCAUCACGAGACUUCAAAAAAGCUAAGAGAGAGAAUGGAGAUACAUCAACAGAAGUAUCAAGUCCAAAAACUUGAAACCAUGCAGAAAUGACAUAAGCUGAUCUGCAUCAUGACUUUGUAAUUUGCCCCUUUUUUAUUGUAUUCUGCCUUUAUUUUAUAUGUAUUUAUACUGUUUUGUAAGAAAACAUUUAAUAUGGUAAUGUUAUGAUAAUGAGUUAAAGAAAGGUACUUGUUCAGGAUCGGGACAGAUUGUACAGGGAUAACAACUGAGCCGAAGCUUUUUAUUAAUAAUUGUCAUAUGACAUACAAUAGUGGUUUUCUAUUAUGUGUUUUGUCCACUCCUUUGUACAAUGUAAGUAUUGUGCAUUAUGUGUUUAAAGUUCUUAGUUUCUGAAAAUGUAUUUUCAUUUUUAAUAUAAAUAUUUUUAGGUAUUCUACCGUUUUUAUGCUGUUGAUUUAUGAUUCUGCGAGAAAAUACACACACACACGUAGGGUGAAGUCAGCUAAAAUGGGCCACGUUUUGGUAAAUAACUUAUAAUAACAUCAAAUAAGCUAUGCAUGAGAUCUAAUUAUAUUUUUACAAAUUAGCAUGGGUCUCUUAAAUAUAUACAUUUUUUAAAAAUGUGAAAAAGCAUAAUUGUUUUAAAAUUAUGAGAGUUAGAGUAUCAGCAGGUCCCUUCUUGAGCUACGGCACAACAUUCAGGUAAAAUGUGCCAAUAUAGAACAACAAAGGUAAUUUCGGCCGAAAUCAUUUUAUUUUUAACAGUAAAUUGACACUAAUGUCUUUAGUGUGCCAUAGCAACACCACCAUAAAUUUAUUUAAAUAGAAAGUUGAAUGAAUAUUUAAUUAAAAAAUGCAAUUAAAAAUGAAUUGAUCAUGUUGUA
Ctenopharyngodon idella (grass carp) is the source of this 1824-nucleotide messenger RNA. RefSeq names its product BCL2 associated X, apoptosis regulator b (gene baxb). Gene Ontology annotation, cellular component: mitochondrial outer membrane. Gene Ontology annotation, molecular function: protein homodimerization activity; protein heterodimerization activity; channel activity. Gene Ontology annotation, biological process: extrinsic apoptotic signaling pathway in absence of ligand; mitochondrial fusion; intrinsic apoptotic signaling pathway in response to DNA damage. The transcript is spliced from 6 exons. Lineage: Eukaryota; Metazoa; Chordata; Actinopteri; Cypriniformes; Xenocyprididae. Bases 348 to 965 code for a protein of 205 amino acids. The record is from RefSeq and is a predicted model, not a curated record.